AACACGUUCGUCUAUGAAAAUGCAAAACCUCCAGGUGUUUUAGUACUUUCAUGACAUCUAUACAAAAUAAAAGUCCUACUAAUACAAAGAUAAAAGUAACCUAACAAACUUGAUUUGGUGAAUGAGAGUUGAUUCAUAUACAAUGUGUGAGUUUGAUUGAGAAGAGCUUCAGCUAAGGAGGGAAAUUUACCAACCAAGUCUUUGUCUGUUUCUUCUCUUCUUGUUUUUGUUUCUAUUCUUGUUCUUCUGCAAUGGCAAAAGAUGGGAUGUUUAAUUUGAUUGAGAGAAAAAACUUAUUAGUUGAUAAAAGUUGGAAUGAAUCAAAAAAGAUGUGGCAUAUAGCAGGACCUGCAAUCCUUGCAGGAGUUUGUCAAUUCUCAAUAGGGCUUGUUACUGUUGCUUUUGUUGGUCACUUGGGUGAUACUGAACUUGCUGCUGUCUCUGUUGUUCAGAAUGUCAUUGAAGGUUUUGUUUUUGGAUUCAUGCUAGGGAUGGGAAGUGCCUUGGAGACGCUUUGUGGUCAAGCAGUUGGUGCAGGUCAAUUUAACAUGCUUGGAGUAUAUCUGCAAAGAUCGUGUAUAAUUACUGCUGUGACGGCAUUGAUUCUUGUACCAUUUUAUGUCUUUGCUUCUCCAAUACUAAAGUCCCUUCAUCAGGGCAAAGAGAUCUCUGAACUUUCAGGGAAAUUUGCAAGAUGGGUGAUCCCUCAGUUAUUUGCAUACGCCAUCAAUUUUCCAAUUCAGAAGUUUCUGCAGUCCCAAGGCAAGGUUUGGGUGAUGACCAUAAUAUCUAUGAUUGUCUUAGCCUUUCAUGCUUUGAUGAAUUGGGUAGUGGUUGUGAAGCUUGGUUAUGGCUUGCUGGGGGCUGCAGUAGUAGGAGACAUUUCAUGGUGGCUUCUUAUCUUGGCCCAGAUAAUCUAUGUAGUUUCUGGAUACUUCCCAGAUGCAUGGACAGGUUUUUCCUCGCUAGCAUUCAAAAAUUUGUAUGGGUUUGUCAAACUUUCACUCGCCUCAGCCGUAAUGUUGUGCUUAGAAAUGUGGUAUUUCACAGCAAUCAUUAUUCUUGUGGGAUGUUUAAAAAAUCCAGAGAUAGCUGUAGAUGCUAUGUCAAUCUGUAUGAACUUGGAAUUAUGGGCAGUGAUGGUAGCUUUAGGUUUCAACGCAGCUGUCAGUGUUCGUGUUUCGAAUGAACUUGGAGCAGGAAAUCCUAAAGCGGCAAAAUUUUCAGUAGGGGUAGCUGUUUGCACAGCAGCUCUUUUUGGGAUUGUUUUCAUGAUUGCUGUUCUUGCCACAAAAGAUAACUUCCCUAAAUUGUUUACGACAGAACCCAUAGUUGUGCACAAGACAUCUAAGCUUGGGUAUUUUCUUGCGGCUACUAUUCUUGCCAGCAGCGUCCAACCUGUUCUUCAUGGGGUAGCAGUAGGUGCAGGGUGGCAAUCCAUGGUUGCCUUCAUAAACGUAGUAUGUUAUUACGUGUUUGGGUUGCCUAUUGGAGCAAUACUUGGUUACAAAUUCAAUCUCAGAGUUCAAGGUAUCUGGACGGGAAUGAUAGUUGGAUGUUUGCUUCAAACUGCUGUUUUGUUUGUUGUUAUGAUCAAAGCAAACUGGCAAAAAGAGGCGUUACAAGCUGAAGAACGAAUACGAACAUGGGGAGGCAAUGCUGAGUCUCUGACAGAAUUGAUUACAAUUCGGCAAUGAGACCAAUUGUUUUGGAGAACUACUGGGAGUUCCUGAAUAACACAACGCAAGAACUUGCAAUAAAACUAAACAUGGGAUAAGAUUGGCAUGACCUGAGAUAUAAUACAUCUCCCGUGCAACUCGUAGCCUGGGUCCCAAUAUGUUGUUCGUCACCGAUUAAUAACUGAAGAAGCAAAUUUACAAUAUAAUUUUGACAGGAGCCACAUACAAACCUAAUAGGUGCAACUGUGCACAUGGUAUUAGGUUUAUUCUCUUAAGUAAAACUUACUAGACGAUUACGUUACAUGAAUACAUACAAUAAAAUGCACGACACGCUUUAAGAUAAGGAACUACAGUAGGGUUUUCUUGUUUCUAUCCUUCAACUUAAGUCAGAAUUACAACAUCUUAUUACUGGUUUGUAAUUAUUGCUUUCUCAGCUUCGACAUA
This is a messenger RNA of Papaver somniferum (opium poppy), 2123 nucleotides long. Its product is annotated as protein DETOXIFICATION 33-like. The record is from RefSeq and is a predicted model, not a curated record. Gene Ontology annotation, molecular function: antiporter activity; xenobiotic transmembrane transporter activity. Gene Ontology annotation, cellular component: membrane. The coding region runs from base 252 to 1697 and encodes 481 amino acids. Gene Ontology annotation, biological process: xenobiotic detoxification by transmembrane export across the plasma membrane. Lineage: Eukaryota; Viridiplantae; Streptophyta; Magnoliopsida; Ranunculales; Papaveraceae. The transcript is spliced from 8 exons.